Molecule: messenger RNA, 2094 nt
Organism: Pomacea canaliculata
Lineage: Eukaryota; Metazoa; Mollusca; Gastropoda; Architaenioglossa; Ampullariidae
Exons: 7
Coding region: 263-940 (225 amino acids)
Source: RefSeq, a predicted model, not a curated record
ACUUUCGUUUUUGCUUUUGUUUUUGUUUGUUUUCUUGUUUGUUGUUGUUGUUUUUUUGUUGUUGUUUUUUGGGUGUGGGUGUCGUCUAACAUAUUUCUUUUUCCUAUUCUUAAAAAAAUAUAAUCUUUAAUAUCUUUAGCAAUUACUGCUGUACGGGGUAACACUUUUAUAAUGUUUUAGUUUUUACAUUCUUGCUAAUGUGAUCUUAACAAACGAUGGUCACACAGUGAACCCUUUCAUUCCUUGCAGAUAAAGUGAGAAAAUGCACUUUUCAAGUGACGCCCAUAAACUCGAGAAAGGCAAAGGAUGCCUGUCCAUCUUUAUGUUGAUCAUCUUUUCCUGCAGUCGUAAAGCUAACGCACAGUUCGAUGGCGAGACGCCGUUCCAGGAAGAGGUCUCACUGACAUGCACGUUCGGCGAGAACAUUAACGAGAAAAGACAACAGUUCAGGAUUUUGGAUGACCAGUCAGAGAAUGCUCUCAAGUGUAUUUGGAAAGAAGGAAAAAUCUUCUGUUCCGUGGGAGAUGGUUACAGCUUCGACUGGAGAAUAUCUGACAAAGUGACUGUCAGGAAAUCUCAGGGUCCUAUGCCAAGCAUUUGCUUUUGUUUUCUUGUUGACCAGGACAACACUAAGUAUGAAAGACCCUGUACUGUUGAAGGUCCAGUACAGCGACCCGAAAGCGAGAAAACUGAGACACAAAAUCCCGAAAACUUUUUUCCAAGAAAGUCUUCAUCAGAAGAAUUUUCACUCACUGAUUCACAUUCAACGUCAGACGAUGUGUUUGUGAUUACUAGUGUGGCACUAACUGUGGUUUCUUUGGGCCUCUUUAUUGCAGUAAUCUUCACUUUCAUUAAAUGGCGUCGUAGCCGUCAGAGCCAAGAAAAAGAUUCAAAUAGCGACGAUCCGCUCGUGGAGACACCUCCUGUAGAAUCUGUAUAAACUGAUUCGUCCAUGCGAACAUCUGAAGUGUCUCAGGCUUAUGACAUGGGCCUCGUCUGUUUUUCUUGCAUGUCUUUUAGACUGGUACCUGGCUCUUACCACCCUGUCAUUUUACUGAAUUUGUUUCCGAUCAGUAGUGACUUAUGCUGCAUUACAGUCUGUUCUCCACUCGUCGCCAGUCGUCUUCGCUGCCCGUUAGUAAGAAGCUCAGCUUUGACGGAGACGUGGAAGUUCAUCUUCUGAAAACGUGGCGAUGAAGACGUACUGAGGGAUGUCUGGAGCAGAUUUGUAAUCAGUACAGCCUACUGAUUUCUGCCUUCUUUAUUCAGUGACUAGACAGAUGUCCAGAAUAGCUAAAGGUUACCAGUUUUCCGGUUAUUGUAAAACAUGGAGAAUUAUUUUUGGUAAGAGAUGUUACACAAUUACAAAAAAAUAUCCAAGGUCCAGCAAAAGUGUAAUAUUGUUUGUGGUUCGGACUUGUAUUUCCGCAAGAAAUAUUGGUAAGGCCUAUGGACAACAUGCCUUUAUUUAUUUCAAUGAUUAUUAUAGGGUUUUUUUUCGUUCUAUGUAUUUUCAUUGUUUCCUUUGAUAUUUAUAUCCUCCUUCACAAUCUUAAAUGUCGAGUAAUUAACAUGCUGAACUCUGAUGUUAGAGCAAGGUAAGAGAAACCCUCCAAUGUUCUGUUGUUAUAUUGUGUAACAUGAUUGUAACUUACUGCUGUAACAUUUGCACAAUUCGUUUGGGAGCACCAGCUUGUGUGUGACGAUCUGUUCUUGGCUGAGCAGCGUUCACUUGACAUCUUCAGCUCGCGCUAGCAGGAAGCUCUCCUUGGGCGGAGACGCGUAAGAUCUUCAGCUUCUGAAAGCGUGGCGAUGAAGAUGUAGUGAUGGUUGUUUCUUGAACAGCUUGAAAUGAUUCUUUAGCAGAAACUACGACUGGGACAAGUAAAGUUGAGAUUAAUAAAUCUCACUAAUUAGAGAUUGCAAAGAAUCUUGUGCAAACCACCAUGCAUAACCUUUGCUGGUUACAAAUACAAUGUCCAUUAAAGAAAGUAAGACAGUCUCUCUGUUUUUUGUGUUUAGUGCUGCAUUAUAGAUAAUUGUCUAAUAAUUCUGUAACUUUAUGCAGUCAUGAAUAAACCUGAGUCUAUUUGA